UCAAAUUAUUUUUCUUCAAACUCAGAUACCAAACCCACGAAAACGGCUUCGCAUUUGUGCUCAGUUGAUAAAAAUUAAAUUCCAAUUAAAAGAAAGAAGAUACGAAAGAAGGAAGUUGAGAACUAUUUGAUAAGUUGCGUUUAUAAUCUAUUUCAACACCAACCUUUUUGAGGGUUUUGGAGAGUAUCAGAAAUCCCAGAAACCUUGGAGGAGCUUCUACUGUAUUUUAUUUUUUUAAUACUUCUUUCCGAUCAAACCUCAGGGUUUGGGGGGAUACUAGGGUUUGGUGACAAUGUCUGCAGGAGUUUGCGGCAAGCGUCUGGGUUUCGAAGAAAUCUUCGGAUCUUCGACGCCGUCGUCGUCGGCCAAGAGAUCUAGGUAUUCUAUUUUUGGUUCUCCGAUCCGUUCGGCUGAUUUCGGGUUCGGAUCUGAUGAUAACAUCUUGACUUUGCUCCGUAUGUUCCCUGCCAUGGAUCGUGAGGUGGUGGAAACUAUUCUCAAUACUCACAAUCAUAAAAUCGAAGAUGCUAUUGAGAAUCUUCAUGCUCUAUCCCUUGCUGGUGGUUCUGCCAAAAAUGGAUCUCAGAGCCUUGAUUCAACAGCAAUUGCAAAUGGCCCCAAUGUUCCAGAUAAUACAAAUGGUCAGACAUCAGAGCAGGAAAUUGAAGACUUACGGGUUGAUUAUUCAAUUAGUGAAUCUACAAGCUCUACAGGUACAGAUGGAUCUAAGUGGGUAGAUAUUUUUGUUCAAGAAAUGAUGAAUGCAACAGAUCUCGAUGAUGCUAGGGGUCGUGCUGCUAGGAUCUUAGAGGUUUUUGAAAGGAAUGUUGUUGCUCAUGCAAGGGCAUUAGAAGAGCAAGAGGUAGCUUCUCUGAGAGAACAUCUGCAGAGCUUAUUAAAUGACAAUCAAAUACUAAAGAGAGCUGUUGCCAUCCAGCAUGAACGAAGUUUGGAGCAAGAGGAGAAGGUUAGGGAAGUACAAGAGUUGAAGCAUAUGAUAAGUCAGUACCAAGAACAAUUACGAACAUCAGAGCUUAACAAUUACACACUGAAGCUCCAUCUACAGAGGGCACAUGAGUAUAGUUCCAGUCCAGGGCAUUUUCGUCCAGAUGUGUUUUAAGCCUGUCACUCUUGAGCGUAUUUUCCCUGCAUUUGCUCGUGUAUUUUACUUCAUAUUGUUGAUACUGCAAAAAAUUGUGAGCCGACGUGGAAAUUGUAGUUCUGCUUCUGCAUGUUAACCAAUGCUGACGAGAUCAUCCAUCCACUUUUGCGUCUUUCUAUAUACAGUUGCGGCAAUUUCGGUGUUUGAGUUACUCAGCUGGUUAUUUGGCAAGUGUCAAGUUGCUAGUCAUUUUAAAAUAGAAAAUUUAUUUUGUUUUAGAGUGCCUGAAUCAGUUAUACUCACAGCUUGUUUCGCAGUAAUGUAAAUUUGAAUAUUUGAUUGACAAAGAGGAACUGCCUGGCCUGUAAUAGUUUGUAAAUUAUAUUUCUUUUAACGGGAGAAAGGAUUUUGAGAUGAA
This is a messenger RNA of Nelumbo nucifera (sacred lotus), 1520 nucleotides long. RefSeq lists its product as uncharacterized. The record is from RefSeq and is a predicted model, not a curated record. Gene Ontology annotation, molecular function: ubiquitin binding. Lineage: Eukaryota; Viridiplantae; Streptophyta; Magnoliopsida; Proteales; Nelumbonaceae.